This is a messenger RNA of Protobothrops mucrosquamatus (brown spotted pit viper), 516 nucleotides long. RefSeq names its product C-type lectin BpLec-like. The coding region runs from base 34 to 516 and encodes 160 amino acids. Lineage: Eukaryota; Metazoa; Chordata; Lepidosauria; Squamata; Viperidae. Gene Ontology annotation, molecular function: signaling receptor activity. The transcript is spliced from 6 exons. The record is from RefSeq and is a predicted model, not a curated record.
GAGAGGCUGAAGGCAUUCUUGGGCAACCAGAAGAUGGGAUUCUCCAUGUACAUCGGCCUCUGUUGCCUUGGAAUCUUGAUCACCAAUCCUUUUUUGGGCGCCAAGGCUGCGUCAUGCCCCAGAGACUGGUUGCAGAAAGAGGGGAACUGCUACGGGUAUUUUGAUGCUAAACUAAAUUGGGAUGCUGCUGAGCUUGAGUGCCAGACCCAUGGCCCAGGAUGUCACCUUGCCUCUAUCCUCAGUUUCCACGAGUCCUCGCUGGUGUCUGCAUACGUCAAAGACAAACAGGGAUCACCUGGCCCUGUCUGGAUGGGGCUCCGUGAUAUCUCUGGGAGAAGGCGAUGGAGAUGGGCUGAUGAAUCCACCUAUAAUUACAAAUCCUGGCUGGUAAACCAACCAGACAACUAUAGAAACAAUGAGCACUGUGGGGAGCUGGCAAGUUAUUCAGAUUUUAAAUUGUGGAACGAUAACUUUUGUGGCAAUCCAAAUGCUUACAUCUGUAAGUACCAACUGUAG